This is a messenger RNA of Ilyonectria robusta, 1867 nucleotides long. RefSeq lists its product as uncharacterized. Gene Ontology annotation, biological process: manganese ion transmembrane transport; Golgi calcium ion transport; calcium ion transmembrane transport. NCBI's taxonomy places the organism in Eukaryota, Fungi, Ascomycota, Sordariomycetes, Hypocreales, Nectriaceae. Gene Ontology annotation, cellular component: Golgi apparatus; fungal-type vacuole membrane. The record is from RefSeq and is a predicted model, not a curated record. The coding region runs from base 132 to 1670 and encodes 512 amino acids. The transcript is spliced from 3 exons. Gene Ontology annotation, molecular function: manganese ion transmembrane transporter activity; calcium ion transmembrane transporter activity.
CCAACUCCCCGGCCACAGCGUCGCAUCGCCUCGUCUCGUCCAGCGCCCUCGACUACCGAUAGCAAGUGUUUGGGGCUUGCAACUCCUCCCAAUCACUCCCAUCGACCUCAACAACCCCUCCGUCGCCCAUCAUGAAGCUCCAGGCCACGCAGUCGUCGCUGCUCCUCCUCCUGCUCCCCGUCCUUGCCAAUGCCCUCAACUUCCCACAGGACCCAAUUCCCGCUGUUGCGCCCCCUGACAGCAUCGAACCCGUUGUGCCCCCCAGCAGCGGCGGCAACCGACACGAUGUUCCCACCAAGGACGCGCCUGUCGACGGCAAAGAUGGAAAACCUCAUCUCGGCCCCUUCGUCGAUAGCGACGGCGUGAAGCGGACGACCGACAUGGGCGAGAAGACUCUGCCUCCCCUCUCAGGCCGCCCUGCCGAUCCAACCGUUGUCGACGGCAAGAAGAUCCCCGAGACGAACGAUGGUGUCAUGUUUGACAAGAACCGCGACCACGCCCAAGAGGGCACAACUGGACUCGAGGGCGGCAUGACCGAGAAGGCCAAGGCCAAGAAGGCUGAAGAAGUCCGUACAGGUGAAAAGGCUGUCACUCAACCCCCGCCACCAAAGGAAGCGCCCCCUUUGCCGCACAGCGAAGAGGAGAAGAUCCGAACCUCCAAGGACUACGCGGGCAAGGACAUCCCCAAGGCAGCUACUGAGAAGGAGGAUACCACGGACUUCACUGGUUUGGAUCCAGAUGACCUCCCUGACAGGCCCAAGGAACAAUCGCCCCCUAUCCACGAUUCCCCCAACAAGGACCAUCUCGACCUUAACAAGGGUAGCUCAUCCACUGGCCACGAGGAGGAGGAGGGCCUCAUCCAACCCUUCCACUCUUUCAUCCUCUCCUUCACCAUGAUCAUCUUCUCCGAGAUUGGAGACAAGACUUUCCUGGUGGCUGCUCUCAUGGCUAUGAAGCACGACCGGAUGGUUGUUUUCACCGCUGCUGGUGGCGCUCUGGUCGUCAUGACUAUCCUCUCAGCCAUCAUGGGCCACGCUGUCCCAGUCCUCAUCCCCAAACGCCUCACUAGCUUCCUUGCUGCUAUCCUAUUCUUCGUCUUUGGUGCCAAAUUGAUGCGAGAGGGACUCCAGAUGGACCCCAACGAAGGUGUCUCGGCCGAGAUGCACGAGGUCGAGCAGGAGCUCGCAGAGAAGGAAAAGGAGAUGGGACGGAAGCGAGGAGACUCCGUCGACGCCUACACCCUUGAGAUGGGACUUAACGGCAGAAGAUCAAGGACUAACAACCGAUUGGUCUCGCCUCCUCGAUCCCCCUCGCAGUCCCCUGUCCGUGGCGCUCCCGAUGGCUCAAACCCUCUUUCGAAUCUGCUUCAGGGCACGAACAACUUGCUCUCGCUGCUGCUGAGCCCGGCCUGGGUCCAAACCUUUGUCAUGACUUUCCUGGGCGAAUGGGGUGACAGAAGCCAGAUCGCCACUGUCGCUAUGGCUGCCGGUCAGGAUUACUGGUGGGUCACUCUUGGCGCCACGGUUGGACAUCUCCUCUGCACUAGCAUCGCUGUCAUUGGCGGCCGAGCCAUUGCUGGGCGUGUCAGUCUCAAAGUUGUCACUAUCGGUGGUGCCGCCUCUUUCCUCCUCUUCGGUUUCAUCUACCUCCUUGAGGCGAUGUACAGCUGAGUGGUUCCCUGAAAUGGACCCCUUAGCCAUCAAAUCAUUCCUAUGUAUAGACCGCGACUCUGCAGCUCUCACAUGAGGCACUUCAUUAGUCGCGCACCUUGCGUUUAGCCAUUUUAAUCAAGAACUCACUAUACGGCCGCUCGACGAAACCUGGAGUUUUUAUCGCACAUCAACGACAAUGCCAAUGGAGGGGAGUC